CGCCGCGGCCAAUGGGAGCCUGGGGGCGUGGCCUCGGCGGUGGCGAUGGCGGCGGUGUGGCGGGCGCUUUGCCGGGCCGGGCCGCGCGCGGGGAGGCGGAGACUGGUGAAUUCUCCUCUGCCAGCUGGUGUUCCUAAGCUUAGUUAUCACUUUGCAUCAUCUCACAAGUAUGUUCCCAGACGAGCUGUCCUGUAUGUACCCGCGGACGAUGAAAAAAAGAUACGAAAAAUCCCAUCACUGAAUGUAGAUUGUGCAGUGCUGGACUGUGAAGAUGGUGUGGCUCUGAACAGAAAGAAAGAAGCAAGGCUGGCCAUUGUGAAAACCCUUGAAGAGUUUGACUUUGGCCAUGCCGAAAAAUGUGUCAGGAUAAACUCUGUGUCCAGCGGCCUUGCAGAAGAAGAUCUAGAGGUGCUUUUGCGGUCCAAGACCCUUCCUUCAAGCAUGAUGCUGCCAAAGGUUGAAAAUGCUGAAGAAAUAAGAUGGUUUUCAGACAAAUUCUUACAUCAUCUAAAAGGCCGAACACUUGUAGAGCCAAUGAAUUUUAUCCCCUUUGUGGAAACUGCAAUGGGCUUGCUCAAUUUCAAGGCUGUCUGUGAAGAAGCACUGAAAAAAGGAUCCCAGGUUGGCUUUCAUUUGGACGCAGUUGUCUUUGGAGGAGAGGAUUUCCGUGCCAGCAUAGGUGCAACAAGCAGUAAGGAAACUCACGAUAUUCUAUAUGCCAGGCAAAAAAUAAUAGUCACAGCAAAGGCAUUUGGCCUUCAAGCAAUAGACCUUGUUUACAUCGAUUUCCAUGAUGAAGAGGGGCUCCGCAGGCAAUCAAGAGAAGGUGCCUCAAUGGGAUUCACCGGUAAGCAGGUGAUUCACCCCAACCAAAUUGCUGUUGUCCAGGAACAGUUCUCUCCGAGCCCUGAAAAAAUAAAGUGGGCACAAGAACUGAUUUCUGCUUUUGAAGAACAUCAGCAAUUAGGCAAGCCUUUUGAGUACCUGCAUAUAUCUAUGGCUUCGGUGAAUUAAAACUGAUUCUCCAUUAUGCCGGAGAAUCACAGUGUUACUGUCAGAUGAAAAUAUUUGCGACCAAAGGACAGGUAGCCUGGCAGACAACUCAGACUGCUUGUGCACAGACAUCAUUUAUGGAGAUAAAUAAAUGGAUUAAGAAGCGUUGGAUUUCUUAAAAAAUCUAUGUCAGUAGACCUGUUUCACUUUCGGGGGUUUGAUCCUGCAAAUGUGCUCAGUAGUGAGUGAAGGUACUUUUGAGAACAACUGCUUGCAGAUUGUGGUUCUUAAUCGUUAAAAAUGGGAAUGUUUUCUGUGCCUUUGUACCAAUUGCUGGACCUGAAUUUUGGAUAGAGGAGAAAGCAAAUUAACACUAGAAUAUGAUUGUUCCUAAUUUAGUGCAUCAUUGAGUCUCACGUUUCCUGCUCUGUGGGUUUCUGCUAUGUAAAUAUUGCGGUGGUGAUGCACAAUCUGUCUCCACUUUGUGCCAGUAAUACUUAAAUUAGGGGUCGCCUGAAGGAAGAUUUUAUGCUAGUUGCAGCAUUGUCAGUUAAUUAUCUUAAAGGUUAUUUGCUAUAAUCCAGUUUGCCUCUUUUUGAAAGAAAAAAAAAGUUGCAGCCAAAUGUAUUUAUCUUAGUUGCAGCCAAGCCUGGGCUAGUUAAAAAGCGAAGUCCCAGUAUCAGAAUGGGGACUACAGAUGAGCGGGAAUAGUUCACAUGUGCUUGUGUGACAUUCAAGUCGGAGACAAAUCCCUCCGGUCGUGAAGUUCAUCUAUACGAUUGUGCAUAGGGUCUCACUUUCUCUGGUGCCAUAUAAAUGUUUUCUGUACAUUUUUUUUCUGCUUUCUGGUGGGUAGAAAAAGAUUGGGAUGUGUGCCUUCCGUGUGCCCCUGCAUUUCUGAUACUACAGAUGUUGUACAUUAAAAAUGCUGUAAAGGUCAAAACAGAAAUUAUGCUUUCUUCUCAGUAAAAGUCUGACAAGGUAUUUGCUAUUGCUCUGCCCUUCUCUUCAGUAGGCUAUCGCAUCCCCUUUGUGGUUUCCAGUACAGCCAUGACUAUGAUAUUUGGGUGCUGUCCUGAGCAGUGAUUUCAGGGUCACUAUAAGGAUGCUGUAUGACUGUAUCUCUUUGUUCUGUUCCCCUUGGCUUUGAAAUGUAGCUUUCUACACGCAAACAAUAUAGAAGUAAAAAAUG
Messenger RNA from Pseudopipra pipra, 2185 nucleotides. It is a transcript of the gene CLYBL, whose product is annotated as citramalyl-CoA lyase. NCBI's taxonomy places the organism in Eukaryota, Metazoa, Chordata, Aves, Passeriformes, Pipridae. Bases 46 to 1014 code for a protein of 322 amino acids. The transcript has 8 exons. The record is from RefSeq and is a predicted model, not a curated record. Gene Ontology annotation, molecular function: (S)-citramalyl-CoA lyase activity. Gene Ontology annotation, biological process: regulation of cobalamin catabolic process.